UUCCACAUGUGAAAUACAAAUUAUUGACGAUGCCAAUACAUGAUGUGCUGUUAAACAAAUAAAAAUGAAGGGAUUACAAAUAUUUUAUUUAAAUCGUCUUACAUCUAUUCCAUUCAUAUAUUGAUAUGAAAUUUUGCACGUUUCGUGAUCAAAUAUUUAAAGGUUAGGUUAGAAUAAGCUGAAGAGGGAGGGGAACUGUUCCAUCGUUCCAUGUGAUAGCGCAAGCCGUUCCGCAAGCUCCUUUCACUCUUCACUUCUCUCCAUCUUAUUCUCGUGGUGAGACAACGUGCGGUCACGCUGCGACGAUUUUCAAUUGCUUUUGCAGUUGCGAUUUCUUAACCAAACCUUUUUGCUUUUUCAUUAGAUAAAGAUGUACAGAUUGCCGUCUAUGUUGCGCGGUGCUGCUUUGCGCCAGUUACAAGUUCGUUGUUAUGCCAAAGAUGUGCGUUUUGGAUCAGAAGUUAGAGCACUUAUGUUACAAGGUGUAGACAUUUUAGCAGAUGCUGUUGCAGUAACAAUGGGCCCCAAGGGUCGUAAUGUUAUAUUGGAACAAAGUUGGGGUAGUCCAAAAAUUACCAAAGAUGGUGUUACUGUGGCAAAAGGUGUAGAAUUGAAGGAUAAGUUUCAGAAUAUUGGAGCAAAGUUGGUACAAGAUGUAGCAAAUAAUACCAAUGAAGAAGCUGGCGAUGGUACAACAACAGCUACAGUUUUAGCAAGAGCUAUUGCUAGAGAAGGCUUUGAAAAAAUUAGUAAAGGUGCUAAUCCUGUUGAAAUAAGAAGAGGCGUUAUGUUAGCAGUUGAUACGGUUAAAGAUGAAUUGAAAGCUUUAAGUAAACCAGUCACUACACCAGAGGAAAUUGCACAAGUUGCGACCAUUUCGGCUAACGGGGACAAAGCUGUUGGCAAUCUUAUUUCCGAUGCCAUGAAGAAAGUUGGAAAGGAAGGUGUUAUUACAGUAAAGGAUGGCAAAACGCUACACGACGAACUCGAAGUUAUAGAAGGAAUGAAAUUCGAUAGAGGAUACAUAUCUCCAUACUUUAUAAAUUCUAGUAAAGGAGCAAAAGUUGAAUUUCAAGAUGCGCUUUUGCUCUUCAGUGAGAAAAAAAUAUCGUCUGUACAAUCUAUAAUUCCAGCCUUGGAAUUAGCAAACUCGCAGCGGAAACCAUUAGUCAUCAUCGCAGAAGACGUUGAUGGUGAAGCAUUAUCAACUCUUGUGGUAAACAGAUUGAAAAUAGGUUUGCAAGUCGCAGCUGUUAAAGCCCCUGGUUUCGGCGAUAAUAGGAAAGCAACCCUUCAAGACAUGGCAAUAUUAACUGGUGGAAUCGUUUUCGGAGACGAUGCGAAUCUCAUUAAGUUAGAAAAUGUACAGGCGUGUGAUUUGGGCGAAGUAGGAGAGGUAGUAAUUACGAAGGACGAUACACUAUUCCUUAAAGGCAAAGGAAAAAAGAGUGACGUCGACCACAGGGCAGAUGUGAUUAGAGAUCAAAUAACAAAUACAACUUCAGAGUACGAGAAGGAAAAGCUGCAAGAACGUUUGGCAAGGUUAGCAUCGGGAGUUGCAGUUUUGAGAGUCGGCGGUAGCAGUGAAGUGGAAGUUAAUGAGAAGAAAGAUAGAGUUCACGAUGCUCUUAAUGCUACUCGUGCUGCUGUCGAGGAAGGCAUUGUUCCAGGAGGUGGAACUGCUCUCCUGAGAUGUAUUCCUGCUUUAAAAAAUGUUAAAUCAUUGAAUAGUGAUCAAGAAACAGGAAUUAAAAUUGUAGCUAACGCUUUACGUAUGCCGUGUUUACAAAUUGCUCAAAAUGCAGGUGUUGACGCGAGUGUGGUAGUGGCCAAAGUUAGUGAAAGUAAUUUAGGUUACGAUGCUUUGAACGACGAAUACGUUGAUAUGAUUGAGAAAGGAAUCAUUGAUCCCACGAAAGUAGUUCGCACAGCGCUUACUGAUGCGGCGGGUGUUGCAUCAUUGCUCACAACUGCAGAAGCAGUUGUAACAGAGUUGCCUAAGGAAGAACCUCAGAUGCCAAUGGGUGGUGGCAUGGGAGGAAUGGGCGGUAUGGGUGGUAUGGGAGGCAUGGGCAUGUAAUGAAGUGAAACUUCCAUAAAGACUGAACAUUCUAUUCUCAUUGACAUUUGGCCAAUAUUGCAAUUCAAUCGUAAUGUUAACUUUUCCGCUAUACGGUAAUUAUAUAUGGUAAUUAGAGUUGCAAAUACACGACCAUAAUUUACAAUCACGUAACCGGAACGUUAAACAUGUUUAGUAUAGUCGUACUUCAAAACGGGGGAUGAAGGUGCACAGAAAAAGAAUGUGUUGCAUACAUGUUGUGUAAUAUUUGUUCCAUAACCACUUAUCUUUAUGUUACGCAUUUAUAAGCAUUAUCGUUUUAAGAAAUUAAAUUUUAUGUUCCUCAACAACUUAUAUAGAAUACAGUAUACGAACAUACCGUAUAUCAAUAUUCCGCAUAAAUAUAACAAUUUUUUAAGGCUUAGAUAAUGAAAUGCACGAAAUUUACAACAUUAUAGAAAAUUUCUUUUCAAUAAAAAUGCAUCGUAAUAUGUUCCGUAAACAUAUUUACUACAUUGAUUCGUCGCUUCGUCACCGAAAAUUUUUCGACGAGACACAACAACAAAUUCGUUUCUAAAUUCAUAAACUGCAGAACACAAAUUCUUUUCUAUCCAUUCGAGGAUGAAAAAAGAGAAUGCAAAUGUACAAAUAUAUAUCUUGGAAAAUAAGGUAGAUAAGGAAGUUCCCGUGUUUUUCUUUUUAAUGUUACAAUUUAUUUUCCAUUCUUUAGUCUGAAUAAAAAUAUGUUUAAAUUA
Molecule: messenger RNA, 2814 nt
Organism: Megalopta genalis
Lineage: Eukaryota; Metazoa; Arthropoda; Insecta; Hymenoptera; Halictidae
Product: heat shock protein 60A
Biological process (GO): protein refolding
Molecular function (GO): ATP-dependent protein folding chaperone; ATP binding
Source: RefSeq, a predicted model, not a curated record